AAUUCUAGGGUAUAAAAGAUGGCAAGUCCAGAUAGAAGUAAGCGGAAGAUACUAAAAGCCAAAAAAACAAUGCCUGCAAGUUGCCGGAAGCAAGCAGAGAUGCUGAGUAAGUCAAAGAAUGCCGAAGCACUGAAAACAGCAAACGGGAAUAAUGUGUCAAGUGGUAAUCAGAAUUCAAGUACUGGUGUCAUAAACAGCAAAUGUGGACAUUCUGAAAAUGAUGCUUCUUUAUUGGACUCUAACAAAAAUUCAGUAUGCUCAGAGAAAAGUAAAGCAUCUUCUCAAAAAGUAAGGAAACCACUAGAAAUUGUUGAUUCAGGAACAAGAUUGGAAUACACUGAAGAACAAGUUGUGUGCCCUUACCAAAAGCCAAGUAAAACAGUAGAAUCUUCCAAGAAACUCUUUACCCAAAAGGCAAAAGAUUCACAAAACACUUCUGAAAAUGAUACUGAAUGUCAGACAGAUGUAACAAAAUCCUGUUUUGAACAACACAAAGAAGACUGUAAUCUGAAAUCCAUUUGCUGUCCAUCCAACGUAUUGAGUGGUAUGGUUCAAAUGCCCAAAACUACGGUAAACAAUACUUUGGAUGAUAAGAGAAUUGACAAGAUAGUUUCCUAUUUAGAAACAAAUUCCAAUUCUGAGUCGUGUGAUAAAAGACAACGUGACAUUUUAAGUUCAGAUACCCGUUUUGUGUCUGUUGAUAAAAUACCCAAGUUGGUGAAUUCAGUCCUUUCCAGUAACUGUGCUACCGACAUUUUGAAAAGUGAAGAAUCCCGUAGAACCUGUCAUUCCAACAUUUCAAAUUGUGAAAGUAUAGACUCAACACGGCUGUCAGCACUUGACGCUGAUAGUAAUAACAGCCAUAAUCAAAAGAAGAGGAUGUUUUCAGAAAACAAAGAAAGUGUUAAGCGCGUGAAAACUUCAGAGCAAAUUAAUGAAAAUAUUUGUGUAGCUCUGGAAAAGCAAACAGCAUUGCUGGAACAGGUCAAACAUUUGAUUCGACAGGAGAUCUGUAGUAUAAAUUACAAACUAUUUGAUAAUAAGCUGAAAGAAUUGACUGAACGCAUUGGGAAGACACAGUGCAGGAAUAAACAUGAAGCCAUAGCUGAUGAACUCUUCGCAAAAAUAUCAAAACUUCAAAGACGUAUUAAAGCAGUAUUGCAGUCUCAGAAGAAUUGCUUGGAACCAAAUGUAUUAGCCAGUAAUACAGCCUGCAAGGCUGCAAGUUCAGAGACCAUGAAUUUGGAUAAGAAUUCAGAGUCAGUCAGCAGUCCAGAUGAAGGAAAGAAUUCUGUGAGCUCUGGACCUUCGAACCCUUCAGAAGCAGCAAGUGAAAAGGUUAAUUUAUCACGGGAUCACGAUGAGGCUGUUUCGGAAAGUAACAAUGAUGAUGUUAUGUUGAUUUCUGUGGAAAGUCCUAAUUUGACAACUCCAAAUACAUCAAAUCCAACAGAUACUGGAAAAAACACAUCAGGAAAUUCUAGUACUUCACCUGGUGCUAAAACAGAUGUUACAAAGAAGAAAUUCGAUUCUGUGAUUGAUCUGACGAAAGAAGCCCUAUCAAACUGCAACACAGGAAGUUCAGCAUCCGCCGUGGAGUCACCUGCAAAAGCUGCUUUGAUGUCAAAGGAGACAACCCCCGUGGCACAAAAUGCAGCCCAGGUUCUUGAGUCCUUUGAGCACUUGCCACCUCUCCCAGAGCCGCCACCACUACUCCCUGAACUGGUAGACAAAAUCCGGGACACGCUUCCUCCCCAGAAGCCCGAACUCAAAGUGAAACGGGUGCUGAGACCCAAGGGCAUUGCCCUGACUUGGAACAUCGCCAAAAUCAACCCCAAAUGUGCUCCCGUGGAAAGCUAUCACCUCUUCCUCUGCCACGAGAACCCUAGCAAUAAGUUGAUUUGGAAGAAAAUUGGAGAAAUUAAAGCUCUACCCCUCCCCAUGGCCUGUACUUUAUCUCAGUUUUUAGCUUCCAACAAAUAUUAUUUUACUGUCCAAUCAAAAGACAUUUUUGGGCGAUAUGGACCAUUUUGUGAUAUAAAAUCUAUCCCUGGGUUUUCUGAAACCCUUACCUAA
Enhydra lutris kenyoni (northern sea otter) is the source of this 2076-nucleotide messenger RNA. RefSeq names its product activating transcription factor 7 interacting protein 2. NCBI's taxonomy places the organism in Eukaryota, Metazoa, Chordata, Mammalia, Carnivora, Mustelidae. Gene Ontology annotation, biological process: regulation of DNA-templated transcription. The record is from RefSeq and is a predicted model, not a curated record. Gene Ontology annotation, cellular component: nucleus; transcription regulator complex. Bases 19 to 2076 code for a protein of 685 amino acids. The transcript has 10 exons. Gene Ontology annotation, molecular function: transcription coregulator activity; protein binding.